AUGUUUGGACGAACUGCCAGGCCUACUGCACGAUGUGCCAGGCAGCAACUUCAAUGCAAAGCGCGUUUCGCCAACUAUCGCUUUCAAUCCACUGCAUCCCAUGCAGCUUCCCCUGGUACAGGCAAUCCUGCUUUAAUCGGUGGCCUUGCUGGUGGAGCUGUUGCCUUCGUGACAGGAUACACCUGGUAUCACUUCUCCGGAGCCAAGACGCUCGUGAAAACCAGCAAAGCGGCGCAAGCCUACGCCGAGCAGGCCAAACAAAAAAUCGCACAGAACACACCGGAGCCAGAUGAGGCGUUUCGCUGGUUGAGAGAUACUCUCAAAGGCUAUGCUGUCUUCAUUCCUGGUGCUCGCGGCUAUGUCGACACCACAUUUGACAACCUUGAAAAGAUUCGUAACGACCACGAAAAAGAGUUCGACGAAAUAGUCACGGAUGCCUAUAAUGAGCUGAGUCAUCUCUUGAAGAAGGAGGGAUUCAAUACGGCCUCGGCUACGAAAGCGUUACAGAUCCUGCAAAAGAAUGUCGGGCGUUUGUUCGAUUUGGCUGGGAACGCCGCGGAGAACAUUCUGGACAACAACCCUCAGCUAAAGGAGAAGGUUGGUGGCAGUUUUGACCAACUGAAGCAGAUGGGCGAUACCUAUGGCCCGCAAGCGACAGAGGAGGUGAACCGCACUUAUCAACAAAUCUCCAGCAUUAUACAGCGUGGCGCUAGUAUGGAGUCGGUGGAAGAGAUCAAGAAUUUGAUCCAGGAGAAGAAGGAAAAGCUUCAGAAACUUGGCGAUGAGGCGUGGCAAAAGGGCCUAGAAGAAUCCCGGGAGUAUCUUGAAAAAAGCCCCAAGCUCAAGCAACUUAUCGAAGAGAAUGCCGAUACCUUAAGAAAAGGAAAUCUCAAGGAGUUAUGGGGCCGUGUCAAAGAUAGUGCUUCUUCAGGAAAAGUGGAGGACGCGGAGAAGUACGUCAAGGAAAAGGUCGAACAAGCGAAGAAUAGCACCGACCUGUCCAGUCUGGACAAGUGGCUCAAUAUGGUCCCGGGCGGUUCUAACGUGAUUCCCCAAUUACAAUCGCUACAGAAUAUUGCUCAAAAGAAGGGUAACCAGGCAGAGGACGUUCUCAAGGAGACCCUUGAAGAACUCCAAAGUGUGUUGAAAAAGAGAGUAGAACAGGUGGAAAAGAUUGCCGAGGAAGGAAAGCGGGAGAGCAAGUGA
Talaromyces atroroseus is the source of this 1206-nucleotide messenger RNA. RefSeq lists its product as hypothetical. Bases 1 to 1206 code for a protein of 401 amino acids. Lineage: Eukaryota; Fungi; Ascomycota; Eurotiomycetes; Eurotiales; Trichocomaceae. The transcript has a single exon. The record is from RefSeq and is a predicted model, not a curated record.